CAACGUUGUCGUUUCUUUUUGAUUGGUUAUUUUCUCUCUCACAUUGAAGCACCUUGUUAUUUAUCAACUUUCCCUUUUACUGAGGUUUUUAUUCUCAUUCUCUCACAAAGCAAAACUCACCACGUUUCCUAUACAGUUGUGAGUGAAUGAUGAAUCAUGAAUAACAUGAAACUAAAGGGUUGCUGAGUGAGAUACCAUUAACAACACUUUUCUCGCAUUUCUCUCUCUAAAGUUUUGAUUUUUUUUCAUAACCCCUUGAUUUUUCAAUAAUAUCAUAGUUGUAACUUUUAUUGGGCUGCUGAAUUUUUCUCUUAUUUAUUUAGUUUUGAUCUAUUCCUUCAUAUGGGUUUUGAUUAAUUCUGCUGAAAAUUUGAAUAGUGUGUGUAUAUUUCUGAGCAUGACAAUUUUGUUUUGAUCUGGUUUUGUUGUGGAAAGUGAGUUUUUUUUUGUUGGUGUUGUUGUUUUGUUUUGGGAUUUGGUUGUGUAUGAAGUUACACAAGUAACAAGAUCUUAGAUUUGAUUGUAAGAAAGGAAGAAAAAAAACUAUGCUUCCUACUAGAUUGGAGGAAGGGAAGGACCCUGCUGCAAUAGCUACAUUAAGAGUCACACACUCUAGGCAAUAUCCUUUGAGGCUUUUGCAGUUUUUCUUACUCUUUCUGAUUAUUGGAAUUGCUGGUUCAUUUCUUAGUAUGUAUAUGGUUAGGCAUUUUGGUAUUCAUAAUGUGGCGUUUGUUCAAUCGUCAUCGCGUAAGCCUUGUUUUCAGAGGCCGGCGGUUGUGGAGAAUUGGUUUAAGGCUCCUUCUAGUUUGUUGCAUAGUAUGAAUGAUGCUGAACUCUUCUGGAGAGCUUCUUUUUCUCCAAGGAUUCAGAGUUAUCCGUUUAAAAGAACUCCGAAAAUUGCGUUUAUGUUCUUGACUAAGGGACCUUUGCCAAUGGCACCACUUUGGGAGAGGUUCUUUAAGGGACAUGAGAAGCUUUAUUCCAUUUAUGUUCAUUCGUUGCCAUCUUACAAUGCUGAUUUUCCGCCAUCGUCGGUUUUUUAUCGCAGACAGAUCCCUAGCCAGGUGGCGGAAUGGGGAAUGAUGAGUAUGUGUGACGCCGAAAGAAGGCUUCUAGCAAAUGCAUUGCUUGACAUCUCGAAUGAAUGGUUUGUUCUUCUAUCAGAGGCCUGCAUCCCUCUCCAUAACUUCAGCAUCGUAUACCGAUACCUGUCACGGUCAAGGUAUAGCUUUAUGGGCGCAUUUGAUGAGCCUGGUCCUUACGGAAGAGGACGCUACGAAGAAAACAUGAAACCUGAAAUCAACCUGAGCGACUGGCGUAAAGGGUCUCAGUGGUUCGAAAUUAACCGCGAACUUGCAGUUAGGGUAGUUGAAGACAGUACUUACUAUCCAAAACUCAGAGACUUCUGCGUCCCGCACAAAUGCUAUGUUGAUGAACAUUAUUUCCAGACAAUGUUAACCAUUAAUACUCCUCAACUUCUGGCGAAUCGGAGCGUCACUUACGUGGAUUGGUCAAGAGGCGGUGCUCACCCGGCUACAUUUGGGAAGAAUGACAUCAAAGAGGAAUUCUUCAAGAAAAUAUUGCAGAAUCAGACAUGUCUUUAUAAUAACCAGCCAACAUCACUUUGUUUCUUAUUUGCUAGAAAAUUUGCACCUAAUGCUUUAGGUCCUCUGUUAGAUUUAGCGCCGAAAGUUCUAGGAAUAGGAAAUUCGUCUCACUUCUGAGUCGCAACAUCCAUGAAGGAUUGCUGUUUGGGGCGUGUUAGUUAUUCGCUGUCAGUUAGAUUACUCCGUUUUGAUCGCGGAAUUUAUCUUCUGCUCUCUGUUUCACAGAAAUUUUGAGUUGCUCUUAUGGCAUUUAGAUGUGUAGGACAUUGAAUUUAAACCCUAUAUUUUUAUACUAGUAUUAGUCGAAAUGUAGACUAGCAUUUUAUUGGAUUACUUGUUAAUCAAAUAAAUAUUUUAGUUAUCUUUUGGGAA
Messenger RNA from Lathyrus oleraceus (garden pea), 1979 nucleotides. RefSeq names its product glycosyltransferase BC10. Gene Ontology annotation, molecular function: glycosyltransferase activity. The record is from RefSeq and is a predicted model, not a curated record. Gene Ontology annotation, cellular component: membrane. The transcript has 2 exons. Bases 546 to 1724 code for a protein of 392 amino acids. Lineage: Eukaryota; Viridiplantae; Streptophyta; Magnoliopsida; Fabales; Fabaceae.